GUCGCGUUUAUCACGCAUUGCGCAGACGCGCCUCGGAUCCGCUGGGCGUUUGUGCUGCUGGCGGGGUAAAAUCAGCAGCAAGACGUUAAACUACACGAACUCCAGAUGUGCAGAGGAUCGAGCACUUGUCAAAACCUCUGGAUUAUAUAAUCUUUGCUCAUACUCGGAAGUGCACUGCAAAUCAAGGCGCGAGGACUUCUGAACCAGAUCUUUAUCGGCAGCUGACUGAAUUAAUGACAUCCAGCAUCAUCCUCCCCUCUGAUUCAGAAGUAACAUAUUCAUUCUACUCGUCAUUUCCUGUGUUGUGAUUGGCUCGUCUCUUCCCCUUCCUCCGUUCUCAUUGGCUAUCUGGGAUUACAUCGUCUGUUAGUGCCAGUCCCAUUAAAGCAGGUGAAAACAUGGAGCCCAUUUACGCCACAGGGAUGGCCGCGAAGCUGCGGAGUCAGUGGGACCGGGAUGCGGGUUUGGGUCAGAACCACAAUGCUGUGAAGCUCCUGGGCCAGGAUUACGAGUCACUGAGGGCCCAGUGCCAACAGACCAGGACCCUGUUUGAGGACCCUCUGUUCCCAACCAGCGCUUCUUCACUGGGAUUCAAUGAGCUGGGUCCACGGUCCUCCAAGACGCAUGGUGUGCGGUGGAUGAGACCGACGGAGAUUUGUAUGCGUCCCCAGUUCAUCAUGGAUGGAGCGACUCGUACCGACAUCUGUCAGGGAGCUCUGGGUGACUGUUGGUUGCUGGCAGCCAUCGCGUCUCUGACUCUAAACGAUGACCUCCUGCACCGCGUGGUGCCACAUGGCCAGAGCUUUGACGGCGGAUACGCAGGAAUAUUUCACUUUCAGUUCUGGCAGUUCGGCGAGUGGGUGGACGUGGUGAUUGACGACCGGUUGCCCGUGAAAGACGGGAAGCUGUUGUUCGUUCACUCGGCGGAGGGUGGAGAGUUCUGGAGCGCUCUGCUGGAGAAGGCCUACGCCAAGCUGAACGGCUGUUAUGAGGCUCUGUCAGGCGGCAGCACGUCUGAGGGCUUUGAGGAUUUCACAGGAGGAGUCACAGAGAUGUACGAGUUGAAGAAAGCACCCGCUGAUCUCUUCAGCAUCAUCGGCCGCGCCAUCGAGAGAGGAUCGCUGCUGGGCUGCUCUAUAGAUAUCACCAGUAAGUUUGACCAGGAGGCGGUGACCUUCAAGAAGCUGGUCAAAGGUCACGCAUACUCCGUGACCGCAGUGGAAGAGGUGGUGUACAGGGGAAACAUGACUAAGCUGGUGCGCAUCAGGAACCCGUGGGGUGAAGUGGAGUGGACGGGAGCCUGGAGUGACGACUCUCGGGAAUGGGACAAUGUUGACCGCUCUGUCCGGGGCAGAUUACAGAACCGCAGCGAGGACGGAGAGUUCUGCGGAUUUGAGUUAAUGCUGUGUGUUUGUGCUCAGUUUGUGGGGAAGUCAGGUGUUCAUCUGAAGCGGGAUUUCUUCCUGACUAACGCGUCCAGCGCACGCUCGGAGCUCUUCAUUAACCUGCGGGAGGUGAGCUCACGCUUCCAGCUGCCCGCCGGCGAGUACUUCAUUGUACCCUCCACAUUCGAGCCGCAGAAAGAGGCCGACUUCGUGCUCAGAGUUUUCUCAGAGAAACCCGCCAACUCAGAAGAAAUGGAUGAUAAAGUCACGGCUGAUAUUCCAGAGGAGCAACGUCUGGACGAGAGUCAGAUUGACGCCGGGUUUAAGAGUCUCUUCAGACAGCUGGCUGGAACGGACAUGGAGAUCAGCACGACGGAGCUGCAGACCAUCCUGAACAGAAUCAUCUCCAAACAUAAAGAUUUAAAGACGGACGGGUUUGGAAAGGAGUCGUGCCGAAGCAUGAUCAACCUCAUGGACACGGACGGCAGCGGGAAGCUCGGACUCACAGAGUUUCACGUGUUGUGGGAAAAGAUUAAACGCUACCUGCAAAUCUUCAGAGACCAUGAUGUGGAUAAAUCAGGCACUAUGAGCUCUUAUGAGAUGAGAAGAGCUCUGGAAGCAGCAGGCUUUAAGCUGAACAAUCAUUUAUUCCAGCUGAUCAUCCUUCGGUACACAGAGGAAGAUCUGUCUGUGGAUUUUGACAACUUUGUCACCUGUUUAGUGCGUCUGGAGACCAUGUUCAAGACCUUCAAGACGCUGGACACAGACGCUGAUGGAUUCAUAUCGCUCACGUUCUUUCAGUGGAUUUCUCUGACCAUGUUUGCCUGAAAUUGACACAGAUUUUCACCGUUCGUCUGCACUGAGACUGUCUUCUCAUCUGUAGUCCUGCCAUCUGAAGAGUGCCUUCAUUUUUAUACUUCUGUAAUGCAUUUCUAUGGGAUAAACAGCCUUAAUGAUGCAACCCUGUUUACAUAGUCCACAUGCAAAACACUGUGCCAAACGCGUUUCUAAAGCCAAGAGAAAAACAUUUACAGCAUGUUUUUUAUCAUUUCCAGAUUGAGCUGCAUGCAUUUCUCCAGAUGAAACUCAUUCACACUUUCUGUGCCAAAUGAAUCAUUGCCAAUUUCAAUCAUUCUUCAUUUUCAUCGCUAUUUUAUGAUCAUGAGCUGCAUAUCUUUCAGUGAAUGUCAUAUCUUAAUGCUGUUUGUAUAAAGACCGCUGUAUUAGACAUGCAUGCGCUGGUGAUGCUGUAGAUCGAACCUAGCUUUACUUACUGAAGGGGAUUUGGUUUAGACUGAAUUUCAUGCAUGCAGCUGUUUUAUGGGACAAACUGUUUGAGAUGUACUGAAAAACCAAAGGAUCUUUUAACAAGCGAUAAGGGACAUACACUUUUUAAAAAUGCCAUAUGCAUUCCUUUAGUUCUGUUUAUAUGAACAAUGCAAAACAUCCAUUUAAUACAAUCUAGAAAGGAGCAACAACUGGGAACAGAUUGAAUCUGAUUUUCAUAUACGCAGAACCAUGCGCUUUAACAAGACGGCACUUUUCUUUUAAUAGAAAGAUGAGUAUGAAAAGUGGAGGAUUUUCUUUUUUCCCCCCAAUGCCAAGCAAAAUGUUUGUUUUUUUUCCAAUGUUGAUUCAUUUAUGUGGGUUUUCAAUAAACUUUCUUUUAAAGUA
Sinocyclocheilus anshuiensis is the source of this 3059-nucleotide messenger RNA. RefSeq names its product calpain-1 catalytic subunit-like. The record is from RefSeq and is a predicted model, not a curated record. The transcript has 19 exons. Gene Ontology annotation, molecular function: calcium ion binding; calcium-dependent cysteine-type endopeptidase activity. Bases 399 to 2213 code for a protein of 604 amino acids. Gene Ontology annotation, biological process: proteolysis. Gene Ontology annotation, cellular component: cytoplasm. NCBI's taxonomy places the organism in Eukaryota, Metazoa, Chordata, Actinopteri, Cypriniformes, Cyprinidae.